Messenger RNA from Fomitopsis serialis, 930 nucleotides. RefSeq names its product Isochorismatase hydrolase. The record is from RefSeq and is a predicted model, not a curated record. The transcript has 5 exons. The coding region runs from base 1 to 930 and encodes 309 amino acids. NCBI's taxonomy places the organism in Eukaryota, Fungi, Basidiomycota, Agaricomycetes, Polyporales, Fomitopsidaceae.
AUGACUAUUCGCCCGCACGUUCUCGAGCCCCUGGAAUACGGUAAUGCAGCGUCGUUCUGGGUAGAAUACCCAUCAGGUCUUGUCGACCUCACACGUGAGGCGCACCUCAUAGCAAAGAAGGAAGACGAGACAGUGGCAACCAAUGGUACCCACCCCGAACCUCCUCUACAUAGCAGUACACAGCUCGAGAUACCGGUCGAUGGUGAGCGCGUCGUGCGGUGCGCUAAGUCCAAGAGCGCGAUCGUGAUCGUCGACAUGCAAAACUUCUUCCUGCAUCCCGAUCUCCGCGACCACUCAACGGGGCUGCAAUGCGUUAUACCCCUUAUGAACGUUGUACCUGCGUUAAGGACGCAGGACGUGAAGAUCUUAUGGGUGUACGUCCCUCUUACCGACAGUAGAGACAUCCACAUAGCGCUUUUCGCCCGUAGUAACUGGGGACUGACCGAGCAUGAGCUCGCGACUAUCCCGCCGUCCCUCGUGCGAAGUUUCAUGAAGAACAAUCGUGGAGGCUUCGGCUCUCAUCUCCCUGUGCCCUUCGGUCGGUUACUCAUGCGAGGAGAGUUCAACGCCGAUCUAUACGGCCCCCUCCAUCAACUUUACCUUGAGGGUAAGAAGGAAGGCACGGAUGUCUGGAUUCACAAAAACCGGAUGAGCGGUAUCUGGGGUUACCAAACUGCCUUGGACCUGUAUCUUCAAGAACAUGGUAUAACGACACUCUUCUUCGCUGGCGUGAAUGCGGAUCAAUGUGUCCUGGGCACGCUGGUUGAUGCCUAUUUCCGAGGGUAUGAUUGCAUAACGCUGCAAGACUGCAUCGCGACGACUUCGCCUGCUGGGGGUCUAGAGAACGUGCUUUACAACGCUACCAAUAGCUACGGUUUCGUUACGGACACGAUCAGGGUGGAAGAGGCAAUCAAGAAGCAAUCGUCGUGA